This is a messenger RNA of Harpia harpyja (harpy eagle), 4262 nucleotides long. It is a transcript of the gene WIPF2, whose product is annotated as WAS/WASL interacting protein family member 2. The record is from RefSeq and is a predicted model, not a curated record. NCBI's taxonomy places the organism in Eukaryota, Metazoa, Chordata, Aves, Accipitriformes, Accipitridae. Gene Ontology annotation, molecular function: actin binding.
UUUUUUUCCUUGAGGAUUUAGCUUGUGUCUCCCUAAUCUUUAUCAGCUGUGUUGUCUUCAUGAACAUUAAAGAUCUAGACUUUAUUUUAAAGACAGACACGGAUCACUCCAGUGUUUCCACCCAGAGGUCUUGGCUUUUCUCGUGGUAUGAAAUAAUCAGCAGCUGCCAUGUGCUGAGUUCGGUGCCUCUUGAUUUUGGUUUUUCAAUGUGACCUUUGUUGUUAAUCCACAACCUGAACGGGGCUGUGUGCUGAAACGAAAUGACCUGUUUCUCGGGAAUUCAGCUCCAGUUUAUCCUCAAGCUGCUUUAGCUUAAACUCUUCUCUCCCCUCCUCUCACUCUUCUAGGUCAGAGCCUUUAUCUGAAUGCUGGUUUCGGUGCGGCACUAGUUUUAAGGGCAUGUUAGAUAUGGGGAGAUAAUGACUCAUGGUUUUCUUUGUAGAAAUACCCCUCUUCUCCCUGGCUGUGCUUACAGGAGGUAACGUUGCUGUGGGAUUGUCCCUAGCCUCUCCGUCUGACACAGGGCUUACGUGGGGGGAAGCAGGGCAAAUGGGGGGACCUGAGCGGCAUGCUUCCCUUGCAGAUGUGGCACUGACUUGUUUUCUAACAGCCGACAAACCCCUGUCCGUCCAUCUGCAUACGGCGAGGCAGUGUGUCCCUGUCGCGGGAGUAUCUGAAGGGUCUCCUGUGACCCAAAGUGCUGUCGAGGUGCAGAGCUGGGUGGGAAGUGUCACCCUGUGAGUAACCAGCAGGAGUGUAACGGUGAGGUGAUGUGGGUGUUUCUUUUCCUGUGGGUCAGGAGUGGAGUGGAGUGGAGGUGACGGCCCGCAGCACUGGCACUGCUCCUGUGCUGGCUCAGGCCUGUGACACAUGAGACGGAGUCAGGAGUCUCAUUACCUGGCAUGUUUCUCAGCUGUAUCUCUGCUAAUUACCUCCAGCUGCUGGUGUUCAAACAAGGUCGGGGCUCUCCUGCCUGUCCCCUCCCACUGGUUGUGCCACGACGCCGUUGUGCCGUCGCCCCGACAUCACGCUCUGCCCUGGCAGCAGCUUGCGCCGUCCUGGCCCUGCGAUCUGCUGCGGGGUAGGAAGGAGCAUGGGGGAAAAACGCUCCUGUUGCAACAUGUCCUGGCAGCACCGGCAGGUCCCAGACGAGCACGUUAGGAGCCGUCUCUGAUCUUGCUUCGGUGGGAAAGGUACAGGCCGAAUGGGUUUGCCAGGCUUCAUUCCAGUCUGUGGAGCGUCCCAGCUUGGUGGGACUGGUAGGGCUGAAGGAGAAAUUGAUGGAUAUUGGCUUUUCUUUGCAAGGCCUUUAGCUCAGUCUGGAGCAAAGUAGCUCCGCACAUAUCAGGGAAGGGUGCAUUUCUGAGAGGCAGGAGUGAGGUGGCUUCCCUGGUGAGGUGGACGAGGACCUGCUGAGUCACGCCAGGUUUGAGCUUGCACCGUUCCCGGCUCUGCAGAAGUGUGGCUGAUGCCACCAGUGAACUUGAGAUCUCAAGUGACUCAGAAAACACCAGAAGAUAGAGGGAGGAACUUCUUCCCAACAAGGGUGUCUGUAGCUGAGGAGUUUCUUACUUGGUAGAAGAGCUGCUUUUAAUUAAAAGGCAGUUUACUUACUUAUUUUCCUGAACCGCAGAGAACUGGUGGUUUGCUUGAGGGCAGUGGAGCCGUUGGCAUUGCGGUGAUGCUGCUGGUCUGUUUUUCCUGUUCUCACACCUCUGCCAUGACAGGGAGUGGGAAUGUCUAACACGUGAGGAUGGACCUGGUCUUAUCCUGGCCUCCCUGGCAUCAGUAAAUUGUAGUUUAUCUAGUAGAAGGUGAGUCUCAGAAGGGAUCCGGAUUUUAUUACCUCAUACAAACCAUUUCAAAGGUUGUGGACACCUGGGUUUCAGUGCCUGGGUCGUAAAGAAACUUUCACUGUCAUGGUGGAUGUAUCUGUGAUCUCUCUGGUCGUGUGCCCUGGAGGUCGGGGAUCAGAAGUCGGAAGCUUCAGGUGUGAAACUGUCCUGUACUUACCUCAUGUUGGUAUUGUGGUCCCCUUUAAUGGUUAAGGAACAGGUUUUCCUGGGGGAAAGACAUCUGCGGCCCGGAGAGGGGCAUUUAUCCCCUGCCUCUUGGUCUGCCCCAAGCAGCCGAAACUCCUGGGGUGGUGAGCGAGGCCUCCAGUCAUCACAUUCCUAUUCCCUGAGCCGGUGCUGCUGGGACAGCCCUACCUGCUUGCUGUAAGAGGCACGAGCUUGCCAGGGGCCCGUCCUGUGAUCUCCGGGUGAUUCAGGCUCCUCUUCCUGUCCCUGCUUCCUCCGUGCUCAGUCUCCGGUGCCAACCAGAGCUGCCGGGCUCUGUGGACCCCCACCAGCAAAGCACCGCGCGGGCUGGGAGCCAUUCUGGGCAUGAGUGACCAGGCUUGCCCCCAGCACUGAGCAGCCAGAGCCGCCGGGAGCCGGGCCAAGAUGCCGAUCCCUCCUCCCCCACCCCCGCCGCCGCCUGGCCCCCCGCCGCCUCCCACCUUCAGUCAGGCAAACACAGAGCCGCCAAAACUGAGCCGAGAGGAGCAGCGGGGCCGCGGGGCCCUCCUGCAGGACAUCUGUAAAGGGACCAAGCUAAAGAAGGUGACACAAAUCAAUGACCGGAGCGCACCAGUCCUAGAAAAGCCCAAGGGCAGUGGUGGUGGCAGCAGCUACGGGUCUAGCUCAGCUGCGAUCCAGCCAAAGGGCGGCCUCUUCCAAGGUGGUGUGCCCAAGCUCAGACCCGUGGGAGCAAAGGACAGCUCAGACAGCUCCAGUAAGCAAACCCUGCAAGUCCCCGGCUCCAGAGCAGCCGCCCCCAGGCCCCCAGUGCCAGCCAGCAACAGCCGACCUCAAGAUGAUGCUGACAACAGCCGGGCCUCUCCCCCAGAGCUGCCGCGCACGCAGAGGCCCUCCCUGCCGGACCUCUCCCGGCCCAACACCGCCGGCAGCACUGGCAUGAAGCACAGCUCGUCCGCCCCGCCGCCUCCCCCUCCGGGACGCCGAAGCACCGCACCUCCCGCCCCCCCUCCGGCGCACGGUGCCAAGGUGUCUUCCUACAACCGGGAGAAGCCCCUGCCGCCCACCCCAGGACAGCGACUGUCUGUGAGCAGGGACGGACCCCCUGCCCCGCCACCCAUCAAGCCCCCUCCCUCCCCAGUCAGUAUCCGAACGGGAUCAGGGGCUCAGGGCCAGUCUCUCGCCCCCCCACCACCCCCUUAUCGGCAACCCCCCGGUGUCCCCAACGGCCCUUCCAGCCCCAGCAACGAGUCCGCCCCGGAGCUGCCGCAGAGACACAACUCCUUGCACAGGAAGACGCCAGGCCCUGUGCGGGGUCUGGCACCGCCGCCACCCGCUUCAGCCUCCCCAUCUCUCCAGAGCAGUCGUCCCCCUCCGCCGGCCAGAGACCCCCCCAGCCGGGGAGCAGCCCCACCACCUCCUCCGCCAAUGCUGCGAAACGGGGGGCGUGAUGCCCCCCCGCCCCCGCCCCCCUACAGACUGCACGGCUCCACCGAGCCCCCGAGCCGAGGGAAGCCGCCACCGCCGCCCACGAGGACGCCGGCCGGGCCGCCCCCGCCGCCUCCACCAGUGCGGAAUGGGCACCGGGACUCCAUCUCCACUGUCAGAGCGUUCCUGGAUGACUUUGAAUCCAAAUACUCCUUUCAUCCUGUCGAAGACUUCCCAGCCCCAGAAGAAUAUAAAUACUUCCAGAGAAUCUACCCCAGCAAAACAAAUAGAGCUACGCGUGGGGCCCCCCCUCUGCCCCCCAUCCCCAGGUGAAAGCAGGCUGCACAGGCGGAUUGUUCCUGAGCAGAGACACGGACCUCCUUCCCCUUCCUCAGACAGACCCUCCCCACCUCCCUGCCUCCCAGGAUCCUGCAUGAGAAACUCCCAGCGUCUUUGGUUUUCCCAGCUGCGCCAGGACGAGCAGAUACCCCCGGCCCAGCUCUCUCCGCCAGCCCACCCUCAUCUAUGCAUCUCCCCCAAGACUCGGUGACCUUGCUGGCAAGCCCAGAUGGGUCCUUUCCUCCUCGCUCGUCGCAGAUCCCGGGUCGGGCCGGGACCCCGCGUCCAGCCGCAGCCUGGGAGCCCGGCACGAGGACUUGAGGAAGACGCUGAGCUGUGUGCGGCCGGCUGUUGGUUCCAGAGGUGGCUCGUGCCCGAUUCCUCGGGGCCGGGGCGGAGCGAGGGGGCUUGGAGAGGAGCUGGGGUAGGUCUGGAGAUGGACACGUUGUGUGAUCACCGGCUGCGCCGGCGACG